Molecule: messenger RNA, 1371 nt
Organism: Penicillium macrosclerotiorum
Lineage: Eukaryota; Fungi; Ascomycota; Eurotiomycetes; Eurotiales; Aspergillaceae
Exons: 1
Coding region: 1-1371 (456 amino acids)
Biological process (GO): amino acid transmembrane transport
Cellular component (GO): vacuolar membrane
Molecular function (GO): amino acid transmembrane transporter activity
Source: RefSeq, a predicted model, not a curated record
AUGGGCGCUUCUCCGAAACCUCUCGAGGAUCCCACAAUUGAUAAAACGACAGAGUCUGGUGGAGACAUCUUAGGUGAAAUGAGCGCCAGAGAACAGAAUCUCAUCGACCAUGGCAUGAAGAAAUUCUCUCGUCUGGGAUGGAAGCGACUUGCAGUUGUUCUCAUCGUUGAGGCUAUCGCUUUGGGCAGUUUAUCUAUUCCGUCGACUUUUGCAACCCUCGGUUUGGUGGCUGGCGUGAUAUGUACAGUGGGAUUCGGUCUUAUUGCUAUCUACACCAGUUACGUGAUCGGACAGGUCAAAGUCUCUUUUCCAGAGGUGUCUAAUUAUGCCGACGCUGGUCGGUUGAUGGGGGGUCGCGUUGGUUAUGAAAUUGUUAGCGCGAUGUUGUUCCUUCUGCUUACUUUUCUUACUGCAUCCCACUGUCUGACCGGGACAAUCGCUUUCCAAGUAAUCACAGAGAGCAAAAUCUGCGGCGUGAUAUUUGGUUUGGUCUCCGGUAUUAUUCUAUUGGCCUUGGCCGUUCCACCCAGCUUCACCGAAAUGGCGAUCCUUGGUUAUAUCGAUUUUGCUUCCAUUGUCUUGGCUAUCGGCAUCACGAUCGUGGCCGCUGGCGUGGAAACAAAAGGAGGAGCGAAUGUUGCUUGGUCAGCGUGGCCGCCAGAAGGCACAACAUUUACUGAUGCCUUCAUUGCUGUUACCAAUAUCAUUUUCGCCUACAGCUUCGCUCUUUGUCAAUUCUCCUUCAUGGACGAGAUGCAUACUCCAACGGAUUAUGUCAAGUCUAUCUGGGUUUUGGGAAUCACAGAAAUUUUUAUCUACACGAUCACGGGAGCCUUAGUAUACGUGUUCAUUGGCCCUAGUGUUGAAAGUCCGGCUAUCCUAUCCAUCGAUACCACUGUCAGCCGGGUCGCGUUUGGCGUCGCCCUCCCCGUUAUUUUCAUCAGUGGGUCCAUCAAUACCGUUGUUGCUGGGCGAUUGGUUCAUGGAAGAAUCUUCAAGAACUCGACUAUUCGUUAUAUUAAUAGCGCAGCAGGAUGGAUAACUUGGCUAGCAGUUAUCACUGCAGUCACUAUCCUGGCGUUUGUGAUUGCAGAGGUUAUUCCCUUCUUCUCGGACCUUUUGUCUAUUAUUUCUGCGCUUUUUGUCUCUGGAUUCACUUUCUACUUCCCUGCACUGAUGUGGUUCCUCUUGGUCCGAAAGGGUGACUGGAAGUCUCCGCGGAAUUUGGCCCUCGGCGCUGUCAACUUUGCUAUUUUGAUCAUUGGCCUGGUUAUUUUGGUUGCUGGUACUUACGCCAGUGUUCAAGAUAUUGUGAGUCCUUGUUCUCGUUUGAGCCAUACGAUACUGGCUUGCUACUCUGAGAAAUACUAA